AAAAGCUUCAUCCAGUUAGGAGUCGCGUGUGGCUAUCCCGUCAAAAUUGGGCGCAGGGUAAACCCUUUCACGAGAUAAUGGGAUGUCAACGUGACGGUAGUCUUUAUCUAGUCCUGGCGGUUUACUGACGGCUGUAGCCUCUAAUCGCUGUGAUAAAAGUUCAAAGUUUGCCUGAAGCCCCGGCGGUAUCACCCACGCUGCGUUGGGUAAAGUCAGGCGUCAGCGUGGAUAACCGCACCGAUCGUGACGCUCGGCAAUCUCAGUCACAGCCCAGUCUGUGCGCGCUCACAGCAAAGUCCAUCUUCAGUCCGCAGCGAGCUCCUGCUUCUUUUUGCCUUUCAGUUUCAAAGGGGUCUUCACUUCAGACUUCCCGCCUUCGACCCGACGAUGUGGUGGUUACUACUUUUGGCUCUCCCCCUGGGCAGCCUCUUCUACAUCUGGUUUUAUUAUCUGAAGGACGCGCUUUUCUCCAGCAGUGCAGUGAGGCCAACGAGACCGCUGGUGACGGACCAGAGGGUGCGGGACAAGAUCCUCAAGCAGGGCUUCACUUCCCAGAGGGUCCCGGCUAACCUGGAUGCCAUUGUGAUUGGCAGCGGCAUCGGCGGUCUCACUGCAGCAGCAGUUUUGGCGAAAGCCGGUAAAAAGGUUUUGGUUUUGGAGCAGCAUGACCAGGCAGGAGGCUGCUGCCACACCUUUGUGGUGAAGGGAUACGAGUUUGACGUGGGGAUCCACUACCUGGGACAGCUCCAUGAGAACGGUAUGCUGAGGGUUAUCCUGGACCAGAUCACCGAGGGGCAACUGGACUUUGUGCGGCUUGAUGAGCAUUUCGACACGGUGGUCAUUGGCGAGAAGGAUGCCAAGCGGCAGUACCACCUACGCAGCGGCAAGAAUGAGUUUGCCGAGAACCUUUGCCAGCAAUUCCCAGAGGAAAAAGAGGCCAUCGACAAGUUCAUGAAGUACAUGAAGCAGGCAGCACGCCAGACCCCCUUGCUCGCCAUUCUAAAGAUGAUCCCGCUGCGACUGGCACGCUUCCUGAUCUGGACCGGCCUCGUCCACUGGAUCUCAGACAUUUACAAACUGGCCGCCACCAGUCACGCCGAUUUUCUGAACCGGAUAACACAAGACAAGGACCUCCAGGUUGUGUUCACCUACUUGUUUUAUGGGGUCUCUCCCUGCGACUCCAGUUUUGUGAUUAAUGCCUUACUGCUCCAUCACUACAAACGAGGCGCCUGGUACCCCCGGGGUGGAGCCAGCGAGGUCGCCUUCAACAUCAUCCCAGUCAUCCAGAAGGCAGGGGGUGCUGUGCUGGUUCGAGCUCCUGUCCAGCGUAUUCUGGUGAAUGCAGACGGCUCAGCGUGUGGGGUCGUCGUGAAGAAAGGGGAUGAAGAGGUGGACCUCCAGGCCCCAGUGGUCAUCUCGAAUGCUGGGAUCUUCAAUACUUUUGAGCGCUUCCUUCCAAUGGAACUGCGAUCCAGUCCUGAGAUCCAGUCUCAGCUCUGCAUGGUCCAGCAUGGCAUGGGCUCAUUUCUUGUCUUUGUGGGGCUCAACGGGACCAAAGAAGAGCUGGGCAUCCCUUCCACUAACUUCUGGAUGUACAAGGACAACGACCUUGACGCCUUGAUGGAGCGCUAUGGCACGUUGAGACGGGAGGAGGUGGCAGCCAACAUCCCCAUGAUGUUCAUCACAUUUCCAUCAGCCAAGGACCCGUCGUUUGAACUCCGACACCCAGGCAAGUCAUGUAUGACCCUGCUGACCAUGGCUCGCUUUGAGUGGUUUGAAGAGUGGCAGGACAAGCGAGUGAAGAACAGGGGUGAAGACUACGAGUGCCUCAAGAUGGGCAUCGCCCAUGCCCUCAUCAAAUGGGCCACCGAGAUGUUCCCUCAGAUUGAAGACAAGGUUGAUUUUGUGGAGGCGGCGACGCCGCUGUCCAAUCAGUUCUACCUGGGGUGCCCCCGAGGCGAGAUGUACGGCGCAGAGCACAACUUGGGCCGCUUCAGAACGGACAUCAUCGCCAGCAUGCGGGCUCAGACGCCCGUUAAGAACCUGUACCUGUCAGGUCAGGAUGUGUUUUGUAACGGAUUUGCGGGGGCUUUACACGGGGGCCUCAUCUGUGCAUCGGCCAUUCUCAACCGCAUCGUCUACAUUGACCUCGUCCUGCUGAAGAGGAAGCUGAAAAAGCAAAAAGCUCGAAAGCAGGCUUGAGUGGCUGACGCCCCCUGCUGGACGCCACUGGCAAGAAGCCCCUCUUUAAUUGUUAAUCUGGACUCUUAAUGGACUGGACGUGAAUGGGUGGGACUCCUGGAGCGAGGGCCAGCUUUGUGUCGUCUCGAGGGUCCAGUGAUUGUGGACCUCCAGAGCAGGACAGGGCGAGUGUGAUGGUGAAGUUCAGAGUGGAAACAUCAUCGGCUCACAUCAACCGUGGCUCUCCCAUUCUGUCCAUUUGUAUGUUUAAAGAACUUUGGGCCGCCGUUCACCUGAAAGGUGACAUUUUUGCAGCCCCUCACUUGAGUAGAGGAGUAGACCUGAGAAAUGGAAGUUUAAACGUCAUGGACUGAGAUCCCACUGCUGACACCAAUGUCUCCCUUUGUUCUAACCAUCUGUAUGUUGAGAGUACUUUGAGGGGCGGGGCGGGCGGGGGGGGUUUGUUCAUUAGAAAGGCUCUCAGUGAAGUCCCAGUUCUGUGCCCCCCUCAUGUGCCCAUCAUUCUAUCAAUUCACUUUGUAUUUUGGGCCACAGUUUGCCACUUCUGCUGGGCCAAGGGUCCCCCUCACUCAAGGAGGAUGGUGUGACAAUGGAAGUGCAAAAGUCAGGUCUGAUAUCACCCUUCUGCCCAAAUGUCUCACGCACUCUUAAUUUGUAUGUUUAAAGUACUUUGGACCGCCGUUCACCUGAAAAGUGAUAUGUGAUGCCCCAUUUCUGACCCCCCUGUUUGCCUCAAUUGAGAAGGGAGGUAUGGCAGUGGACCUGGGAUUGGAGGUGUAAACGUCAUGGGCUGAGAUCCCACUGCUGACACCAAUGUAUCCCUCGUUCUAACCAGCUGUAUGUUGAGAGUACUUUGGGGGGCUGUUCAAUAGAAAUGCUCUCUGUCAAGUCCUACUUCUGUUAUGACCCCCAAUCUCCCUCACUCAAGGAGGACAGUGUGACGAUGGACAUGAGUUUAAAAGUCAGGGUCUGAUAUCCCAGUUCUGUCCAAAUGUCUCCCACACUCUUAAUUCUUAUGUUUAAAGUACUUUGGACCACUGUUUACAUGAAAGGCGCUAUAUGACAUAUUGGCUACAAACUGGAUGGAGCCGCAGUCUGAAAGAGAGGAAUUAACUGAUACCAGCAUUGGGGGUUGGAAUACGGGGCUGGCUUUUGUUCUCGGACUGCAAACCCUUUUUCAUAUCGUCCUUUGUCCCUCUGGUGGACGCUUUCAGAAUUGCAGCACCCCUUCAAUGAAAAGCAGACCAUCACUUGCCGUUUUUCCGACUCCCUACUUCGUGGUGUUUAACCUCUUUAGUACUAAAUUAAAUAAGAGGUGCCUGUCAGACCCACUUGAUGUAAUUAAUGGGCAUCUAGAGUUUAGGGUGCCAGUCAGUAAAACACCCUGGAGGAGCUCUCGUCAUCAUAGAAAACAUGUAAUAAAGCAAAACUCGCUCUCAUUCUUCAUCAAAGAAGCAUAAUUGUUGGCAAAGCCAUAUAGUAUUAUAUAUGUGUUAAUAUUUUGGGAAUAAUUUAUCCAAUUGAUGCUAAAGAAGAGCUGGCAGACGUUAGCCGGAGAGUUGCAGGCAAACAAGGGCUGGUAGCCCGUCCUUUUUUGCUUAUGUCUCCACCUAGUGGCCUCUUUUAGAAGUGCACUCUAUUCAUUGUGAGCCCAGCCCAGGACACAAAGACGGCAAACCGGCCAAACCUUCAUGCCCGAAAUCUGUGCUGUCGGUGACGUUGUUAAAAGUGACCGCGAUUGCACCGCUUCGUGACUUUUUAUGGGGGCUGUUAGUUUGGUCGUUCUGUGCAGGUCAGUCGAGUCAGCAGGCGCUUAUCUUUACAAGGAGCUGCGUGCUAAAUUUGAUUGGUGUCUCGGUUAUCCAUUAGUGAUAAGAAAGCUGGUACAGGCUGACAUUUUUAUACAUUUGUAAAUCUCUGCCUCGCACUGUGUGCACUUCAGAAUUUAUAAAAUGUGUGCCGUGUUGGGCAACAUGCUAACGUCGUGGCUGGCACCUUGGUUCAAAUCCUUCGUCGCUGUCGGCCAGUGUGCCAUCUGCGUGUUCUCCCCAUGGCUUUGUGGGUUUUUCUCUGGUACUUUUAAUUGUCGCAUCCAUGGAGAUGCGACGGUUAGGUGAGUGCCAACUGAAAAUGGGCCAAGUGUGAGUAAGACUGGCCCCACCUGCCGGGAUAAUUCCUACCUCGUGCCCACCGUUUCCUGGGCAAGCCCUGAAAUCCCCCCAGAAACCUAUAAGCCGGGUCAGUGGAAAGUUUUGAACCUUCAUGGCCUGGCGUGUUGUUUUACACAAUCUGCUGCAGUGAUUUUACAACUCACCCUUAUAAAAGUUCAACGUGAAAAAAAAAAACGAUUACUGAAAUUACAAUAAAAUUAUUACGAAAUUCUAAAGAAGUUUGGAAUGAACAGUAUCUUUGUACACUUGACUAAAAGCUGGAUGAAGCCACGACAGCAGCAGCGAGGUGAGGUGACUGGGACCCCCUGACCCCAAGAGGAGACAAGUGCAGUCCAUGACAGCAUAACUCUGUUUUAUAGUGCCUUUCACAUAUUUUUAUAUCUUCUAGCGCCUUUCAUGCCUGCCUUAUGUAUUGUAUAGUGCCUUUCAUACCGCGGUCUAAUAAAGUGCCUUUGAUAUCAGUUA
Messenger RNA from Polypterus senegalus (gray bichir), 4838 nucleotides. RefSeq names its product all-trans-retinol 13,14-reductase. The transcript has 11 exons. Bases 388 to 2202 code for a protein of 604 amino acids. The record is from RefSeq and is a predicted model, not a curated record. NCBI's taxonomy places the organism in Eukaryota, Metazoa, Chordata, Cladistia, Polypteriformes, Polypteridae.